AUGGAAUACUUCAAUUUUUCAGGUGCGUCGGACGACCAAGGCGUGCCGCCGCUGGACCUGGACGAGCUUUCCUCGUUGUACCCUGAGUAUGGCCAAGAUGAAGCCAACGAAUGUUUCGACUCGCUAUUCUUCGACAAGAGCCACAUGCUCCCCGUGGACCCCGCGCCCGCGGUUCAGCCAGGUCCUAUCAUGCUCAAGCUUAUCAACGACAUUGAGAUCGAAGCGAUCCCACAACUCGAUGACCCAGAUGUCAGCUAUCCUAUGUUUAGAGCCAAGAACCCUUGCGAUCUUUGCGCACGCAUGGGCCUCGACUGCUACCUGGCGUCUAGAGGCACCAUGAUCACCGGUUGCACUUGCUGCAUAUCACUCUACAAAGACUGCAGUUUCACUCAUCCUAAGAUACCGAGAGGCUUCGUCAGUAACUUCAAGGCUAUUGGAGAAGACAAGGCCGAGACUAUCUUCGGUAGAGAACAUCAACGAUCUCUCAAGUCCUUUGAGGAGGGCCGGCCACGGAAGACAGGAGCUCGCUUCCCUCGAGAUGCCGUCAAAAUUCUGAAGCAAUGGCUUGCUGAACACUCUGAUCAUCCUUACCCAAAUGAAAGAGAGAAAGAUGAAUUGAAACAGCUCACUGGACUCAAGCGGAGCCAGAUCAGUAAUUGGCUAGCAAAUGCUCGUCGACGAGGGAAGGUUCGACCUUCUGAAGGGUCUGAACCAUCGUCGCCACUCAUGGGUGCUAUCGAUAUUCCUGGAUCAGGUAACACUCUAUCUGAGCUCAACCCGCUAGACAGAUGGAAAGCCUCGCCACCGGAGAACGAACCUGCCAGUAUGACGGCCAUUGCCAGAGCCGUGACGGCCACGCCCAUGCCCUCCAACCGAUCACUAUCACGCCAGAACAGCUUGCACAACAGCCGGGCAUCCUCACGCCAGAACUCAUCGUCGGAAAGUACAAACAUUAGUAUGUUACGUGAGCCAUCUGUCUCCAGCUUUGAGACCCGAGAAUCAUCGACGAACUCGGAUCUCACUUUCGCUUCUUCGCGAUCCAAUCAGUCCAAGCGCAGCUUCUCUUCGGGUGAACGACGUCGUCGCCGCCGAGCGCCAAUGACACAACGCGCUGCAGCGCAGGCUACGAAGACACGCAGUGCUCGUAUCUUCCAGUGCACCUUCUGUACAGACACCUUCCCUGCCAAGUAUGAUUGGCAAAGGCAUGAGAAAUCUCUCCAUCUGGCACUAGAGCGCUGGACCUGCUGUCCGGGAGGUGGAACAUACACCAUCCCGUCAACUGGACUCGCUCAUUGCGUAUUUUGUAGCGGCCUCAAUCCAAGUGCGGAGCAUCUCGAAUCAGACCACAACUUUUUGGUAUGCCAGGAGCAGACAGUACAAGAGCGCACAUUCUAUCGCAAGGACCACCUUCGACAGCAUCUUAAGCUCCGUCACAGCGCCAAAUUUGAAAAGCACAUGGAGUCCUGGAAGACUACCACGAAUGAGAUCAAGUCAUGCUGCGGCUUCUGUCCAAGCAAGUUCACUACAUGGUCUCAACGUGCUGAUCAUUUGGCUGCCCACUUCCGCAACGGCGCAGACAUGUCAACGUGGACUGGAGGCUGGGGCUUUGAGCCGUCCGUCGAACGAUGCGUAGAGAACGCCAUACCGCCUUAUCUGAUCGGCCACGAACGCCAGACAAUGGAGCCAUAUGUGGCCCGCAUGACCAAGCGCGGAUCACUUGCAAAUACUCCAAUGGGCAACGUCCGAGGACGCAACAGGAGCACGCCCGGCUCCUCCGGUAGUGGCUCAGGCGUCACGUACGGCACAUCUGCGCCCACUAACACAGCAGCAACGCCCAGAUCAGGCUCUAUGCAGCCCGCUUCUGGCAACGUCACCGACUCAGAUGCAUUUGAAGAGCCAGACCAGUUGACUCGCGACUCGAACUGCUGGGGUCGUCUCGAGCAGGAACUCGCGAAAUACGUGACUCAAUUCCGCCUGCAGAAUCAGCUGCCCACUGACAAAGAUCUCCAAAGCCAGGCCCGAAUGAUUAUCUACGAGGAUGACGAUCCGUGGAACUACACAUGCGCCGACAAUCAGACCUGGCUGGACACGUUCAAAUGGCAGCACGGCAUCGGUGGGGUGACGGAUGUCAUGCAGCAAGCUGGACUUGGCGAUGUGGUUGACCAGGAAGGCAAUCUUGCUAACACCUCUCUUGUGGCUGGUGGCGCCGGUGGCGGCCUUAUGGGCUACGGACGAGACGGUGACAGACUUCUCGACCAGGUCGAAGUCAUGGCACCGUAUGUGAUCAAGGGAGGCAACAAAGCGACAGGUGGGUCGCAGGCCAGCGCCACCGAAGGGAGAAUAGCGAAAGGGCCAGUACGUCGACACAAUGGCGGCAGGCGAACUCACAAAGCCGUGAGGACUGAGCGCGCAGCCAAGAGCAGUCGUGGCGGCAGCUCGGUCAGCAGUAUGAGCUCUCGGGAUAGCAUGGACGUGCCACUAGGCUACGGCAGUGUGCCGAACGGUGGCAUGAGCAAUGAGAUGGACCUCGACUUCGAGGGCGUUGACUUCCAAAACCUCAACUUGGAUCUCGGCAUGAAUGGCGAUGGGCUCGGCAACGACGGCAUGAUAGGCGAUUUUGGUCCUGCGACUUCGAUGGCCGCAGGCUACGCACCUGUCAACGCCCUCCAGCAGCAACCGUCCAACAACGAUGACUUCUUCGGCGGACAAGGCUUCGAAUUGCACGCCGACAACAAAAUCCCUCCUAACGACCAGAGUAUGGACUUCAACUUCAACAUGGCCCAUCUCCUCCAAUCCACCCAGCCACCUCAGCCCCUGAACAUGAACUUCAACCCGCAACAAAUCCCCAACAACCUCUCCAACAACAAUCUCGCAUCCCUAGAUGACGCUGCCGACGAUGACGACUUCGGCGCCCCCCUCCAACGCUCAGACACCUGCAUUUCCCACGGCAAAGAUCACAGCGCCGGGCGCUGCCGCGUGCCCACUACCUCCAACCAGCAGCGAUCGAGCUCCCUCUCCUCCGCCUACGACAGCAAGCGCAAUGCUACAACUGUCGACGAUUUCUACGGACGGCCUGGCGCGAUCAAUGUGAGUCCGGGGCGGCAGUGGAGCGUGCCUGUUGCGGUGCCGCAGGGGCAGGUGCAUCCGCCGGAUGGGAAGUGCUGUGCGAGUAGUGUGCCGGAUUUGAGCUUCAUGAGUGUUGAGGAGGUCAGAGCGUUGGAGGGGUGGACUGGGAAUCUUGGUGGGGACUGA
This is a messenger RNA of Cyphellophora attinorum, 3252 nucleotides long. RefSeq lists its product as uncharacterized. Gene Ontology annotation, molecular function: DNA binding. The transcript has a single exon. Gene Ontology annotation, biological process: regulation of DNA-templated transcription. NCBI's taxonomy places the organism in Eukaryota, Fungi, Ascomycota, Eurotiomycetes, Chaetothyriales, Cyphellophoraceae. The record is from RefSeq and is a predicted model, not a curated record. The coding region runs from base 1 to 3252 and encodes 1083 amino acids.